CGCGGAGCAUCCAUUUCUUCUUUUUGCAUUUUGAAGCAAGCCCACAAACUACUGACGGUGAUUAGCUAACGUUAACGUACCACCCAAUCGAAAAUGGAAACAGAAAAGACAACCAAUUGAGUAUAUCGUGCAUUUUUAGUUGUUACUGUCAUUGUGCCGCUAAUUUUAACGAAAUAAAUGUUUUGCGAAACGAACGAAAUGUUUUGAAAUAAACCCAACAGCACUUGACGGUUUAUCUCAGGUUUUUGAUUUAGUUUUAGAUCAACAGACGUAUGUUUUAGAGUCAAUUUAUUUGAGAAGAGGAACGUUUUCGCGGGGGCAUGCUGGUUUAAACACCUUUUGCUGAAAAUGAUUUGCAAUGACAUCACUUCCGGCUCCAGUCCACAUGCUUGUCAAAUCGUCCUCCACGUGACCGGAAAAUGGCCCCGUCAACCAACUCCAAUGCGGAAGAAGUCGUCAUCGUAAAAGCGACCUCCUGUAGCCUGAAAAUGUCGUGGAUAAAGGAGGGAGAGUUAAACCUGCUCGAAAGGAUUUCAGCCAAUGUCCUCAAGGCGGGGCCGAUGCCCAAACACGUGGCCUUCAUCAUGGAUGGCAACCGUCGCUUUGCCCGCAAGAAGAACAUGGAACGGCAGGAAGGACACACGCAGGGCUUCAACAAGUUAGCAGAGACUCUUCGCUGGUGCAAGCAUCUGAACAUCCAGGAGGUGACCGUCUACGCCUUCAGCAUCGAGAACUUCAAGCGCACUAAAGAUGAAGUGGAUGGGCUGAUGGAGCUGGCCAGGCAGAAAUUUGAGAGACUCCUGGAGGAACGGGAGAACCUGGAGAAGCACGGCGUUUGCAUCCGGGUGCUGGGCGACUUGAACCUGCUCCCGCUGGGCCUCCAGCAGAUCAUCGCCAAAGCCGUGCUGACAACUAGAGCCCACAAUAAGUGUUUCCUGAACGUGUGCUUUGCCUACACGUCGCGAUAUGAAAUCACCAAUGCGGUGAGAGAGAUGGCGUGGGGGGUGGAGCAGGGAUUGAUUAAAGCCAGUGACGUUUCAGAGGCGCUGCUAAGCGAGUGUCUGUACAGCAAUAAUUCACCCAAUCCCGACCUUCUCAUACGAACCUCAGGCGAGGUGCGCCUCAGCGACUUCCUACUCUGGCAGACGUCCCACUCAUGUUUAGUGUUCCAGUCAGUGCUGUGGCCCGAGUACUCCUUCUGGAACUUAUGUGAAGCCAUCCUGCAGUAUCAAGUCAAUCACAAGUCCAUCCAGAGCGCACGAGACCUCCAUCGAGAGCACCAGGCCCUGCAGCAGCUGGAGUCGGACCGCGCCUGCGUCGCCGAGCACCUGCCGCAUCAAGGCAACGGGAAGCCCGCCGAUGCCUGCAGGAGACAGGAGGCACUGUCGCGCUACACCGCCUGCCGCCAAGAGCGAGUGCUGGACUUCAUCGAGGCGCUGAAGCAGAAGAGAAACUCUUUCUUUACCGACUUGUGCAGCGCCACCACUUAGACGGUUGAAAACGGAGCCCAAACUUGCAGAAACGGACUUGUGAUGAUGAAGAAUGAAUACAAAGACAUGUUUCAUCUUUCAAGAAGAAGGAAAGUUCACCCCCAUGGGGCUGUAGAGUUACUGUGGUAUUUAUAAAUGUCGUUGAAAUGCAUGCAGUGGUGUCACGUGGACGCUGUGCGUGGUGUUUGUUGCCAACAUGCUUCAUUUCUCUAGGAAGUCAGUCAAGUGUCACGUCGUUCAGUCAAGUGAUAUCAUUUCUGACUCACUCUUCUUAUUUGUGUAGGCCCAAGAUCCUCUUCUGUGUCCAGACUUAACAGGCUGUUAUUGCAGGUUUGAAUGAUCUCGCAACAGACUCAAUAACAUCAUCAUAAUUAUAACAAUAGCACAGGCUGCUGUUGUGGCCGAACUCCAAAUAAAACUCAACUCUGAA
Molecule: messenger RNA, 1920 nt
Organism: Dunckerocampus dactyliophorus (ringed pipefish)
Lineage: Eukaryota; Metazoa; Chordata; Actinopteri; Syngnathiformes; Syngnathidae
Gene: dhdds
Product: dehydrodolichyl diphosphate synthase
Exons: 9
Coding region: 420-1490 (356 amino acids)
Biological process (GO): polyprenol biosynthetic process
Cellular component (GO): endoplasmic reticulum; dehydrodolichyl diphosphate synthase complex
Molecular function (GO): ditrans,polycis-polyprenyl diphosphate synthase [(2E,6E)-farnesyl diphosphate specific] activity
Source: RefSeq, a predicted model, not a curated record